CAACAGGGCGGUCGGCGAGCCGGAGUCUGGUGGAAAGCCCGUGUCAUCAGCCGCGUCGAUGCGCCCCAUGCAUGCGUGUGUCCGUGUGAUGCGCUCGUGUCAGCUCCCAGUCGACCCCAUUCCCUGGAAAGGAGCAGCGAAGCAGCUCCUCGUCCUCAGGGCCGUUCGGCUAAGUCGGGAGGGUCCUGCACCCAAUCAGGUACUGCGAUCAGCCCGCGUCAUCGGCCGCGUCGAUGCGCCCCAUGCCUGCGUGUGUCCGUGUGAUGCGCUCGUGUCGGCUCCCAGUCGACCCCAUUCCCUGGAAAGGAGCAGCGAAGUAGCUCCUCGUCCUCAGGGCCGUUCUGCUAAGUCGGGAGGGUCCUGCACCCAAUCAGCCCGUGUCAUCGGCCGCGUCGAUGCGCCCCAUGCAUGCGUGUGUCCGUGUGAUGCGCUCGUGUCAGCUCCCAGUCGACCCCAUUCCCUGGAAAGGAGCAGCGAAGCAGCUCCUCGUCCUCAGGGCCGUUCGGCUAAGUCGGGAGGGUCCUGCACCCAAUCAGCCCGCGUCAUCGGCCGCGUCGAUGCGCCCCAUGCCUGCGUGUGUCCGUGUGAUGCGCUCGUGUCGGCUCCCAGUCGACCCCAUUCCCUGGAAAGGAGCAGCGAAGUAGCUCCUCGUCCUCAGGGCCGUUCUGCUAAGUCGGGAGGGUCCUGCACCCAAUCAGGUACUGCGAUCAGCCCGUGUCAUCAGCCGCGUCGAUGCGCCCCAUGCAUGCGUGUGUCCGUGUGAUGCGCUCGUGUCGGCUCCCAGUCGACCCCAUUCCCUGGAAAGGAGCAGCGAAGUAGCUCCUCGUCCU
Messenger RNA from Colius striatus (speckled mousebird), 830 nucleotides. RefSeq lists its product as uncharacterized. Bases 59 to 763 code for a protein of 234 amino acids. The record is from RefSeq and is a predicted model, not a curated record. The transcript has 6 exons. NCBI's taxonomy places the organism in Eukaryota, Metazoa, Chordata, Aves, Coliiformes, Coliidae.